Molecule: messenger RNA, 2502 nt
Organism: Iphiclides podalirius (scarce swallowtail)
Lineage: Eukaryota; Metazoa; Arthropoda; Insecta; Lepidoptera; Papilionidae
Source: the annotation of a GenBank genome assembly
AUGGAUAACAUGACUUUGAAAGAAAUCCAAAGCAAACUUUUGCUAUGGGAAACAUCUGAUAAUCCACUAGCACCUUUAACGUCAAGUCAAAGAGAAGCAAUUCUUGAUUUGGAAUCACUGAUUCUUGGUAUAAAUAAUGAAACAGUUGAGGACAUCAAAGAAUUUUCUCCUAAACAAGAGGAACAAACAUGUACAGCAAUACCGACAGUUGACAAAACAAUUGACUUUUUAGAUUGGUAUGAUCACUUAUACGAAAAUAGCGUAAAAGCUGCUGAUGCUCCAUAUGAGGAGUAUUACAAACAAUUGGAAGAGAGGAGAGAUGAAUGUAUAUCUUUAACCAAUCAGAUUACAGGAACUAUGGCAGACUUAAAUAAAUUAAAAGAAGAGUACACUCUUGUAUCAGACAAAACUAAUGCUCUCCACACAAUGAGUGAACAGUUGUUAGCAGAUCAAACAAAGCUCUCGAAUAUUGGUGAGGAUAUAAAACAAAAACUGCACUAUUUCACUCAAGUGGAACAUUUAUCGCAAAGACUCAACAGUCCCACAAUGUCAGUCAACAGCGAGACAUUCUUUAAUGUAUUGGCAAAGAUUGAUGAAUGCCUGGACUAUAUGAGAAACCAUAGCAACUUCAAGGAGGCACAUACUUACUUAGUGAAAUACAGACAUCUACAAAAUAGAGGAAUAUCGCUAAUUCGCUCAUACAUUAUCCAAGUCCUGAACCAUGCCACGGAGCAAGUGUUGACUCCAGAAACCGACUCCAAUGAUCAAGAGUCAAUGGACACUGCAUAUGCUGUCUAUUUUGGCAAGUUUCAAGCAGCCGCCCCUAAAUUAAGGAUGGUUAUAAGUGAGAUUGAGAAAAGAGCAGAAACAAAUGAAGAGUACGCGUCGCUGCUGGCGGACGCGCAGCGCGAGUACGCAGGGCGCCGCAGCCGUGCGGCGGGCGGCGCGGCGGGCGCGGCGCUGCGUGCCGCCGGCCGCGACCACUGCGCCGCCCUCCGUGCGGCGUGUUCGCUGCUGGCGCUCGCGUGCCGCGACGAGUGCGCCCUCUACGCGCACUUCUUCAGCGGCCCCUCGCAGGCGCUCGACGAAUAUCUCCAAUCCCUGUGCAACGGGUUGUACGAGACACUGCGACCGCAAAUAAUACACAUCAAUCAUUUGGAAACCCUAGCGGAGCUGUGCGUCAUCUUGCGUGUGGAGGUGAUCGAGGAACAAGUGAAUAAUGACCCGGCGCUCAGGGCCCUGGGCGCGGCGGCCCGCGCGCUCCUGCAGGACGCGCAGGAGCGGCUCGUGUUCCGCGCGCACGUGCACCUGCGCCACGACGUGCUGCUCUACCGGCCGGCGCCCGGCGACCUCGCCUACCCCGACAAGCUGGAGAUGAUGGAGGUAUCGCACGGUGCCGUACGCGUUGUACCACGUGCAAUGCAAUAUGACCCGGCCGCACGAGAGUACGGAACGGGAACGCAAAUAGCGCUCUCGAUCCGAGAGCAGAGCCUGAAGCGCAGCGACUCACGCAGCUCGCCGGCGUCGGAGGGGGGUGGCGAGGCGCAGCGGCGGCCGCAGCCCUCGCCGGCCGACCUGCACGGCAUGUGGUACCCCGGGGUGAGGAGGACCCUCGCGGCCCUCUCCAGGCUCUACCGCUGCCUCGAGCGGAGGGUGUUCCAGGGGCUCGCGCAGGAGGCGAUCUCGCUGUGCGUGCGCAGCGUGGACAGCGCGGCCAAGCAGAUAGCCGCCACCAGGACCUGCAUCGACGGCGAGCUGUUCCAGAUCAAGCAUCUGCUCAUCCUGAGGGAACAGAUCGCCCCGUUCCAAGUGGACUUCGUGAUAAAGGAGACCACGCUUGACUUUAGCAACGUGAAGAACGCCGCCUACGGCUUAAUACAGCGCCCCCGGCAGAUAUUCUCCCUGAACAGCAACAACGCACUGCUAGAGUUCCUGCUAGAAGGAACCCCCAUGGUGAAGGAACAUCUUCUGGACUCUAGGAAGGAGGUGGACAGGCAGCUCAAGAACUGCUGCGAGACUUUUAUAAAGCAUGCAACGGAAAUAUUGAGCGGUCCGUUGAUAGAGUUUGUUGACAAGGCCCAAGCGUUUACACCAACAGAGCAGUUGAAAUCCCAACCGUGGGCUACACCUGAAGAAAUGGCCGUAGCAGUAAAAGAGGCGCAACGACGAAUUAAAACACAUCUUGCACCUCUCCAACGCUCUAUGCAACUGUAUUUAGCGAAUAAAGAAACAGAGUUCAUUUUAUUCAGACCUAUUAGGAAUAAUGUGGUUGGGUACUUUAUGCAAGUUGAACAAAUCCUUGCCAACACUGGAUAUUCAUAUGAAGAUAGCCUAAUUGUCGCCUGCCCUACACCAGAACAAGUAUCUGUCUUCAUAUCCUCUGCCAGUCUUAUCAGUCACAGUGAUCCAGUAUUGCCAUAUGGUAAAAAGAGAAAAACAAGCACAGUGCGCAAACCUAAUGUUUCCAACGUUCAGGAAAAUACAGAAGAAAAGACUAAUAAC